Molecule: messenger RNA, 946 nt
Organism: Aspergillus fijiensis CBS 313.89
Lineage: Eukaryota; Fungi; Ascomycota; Eurotiomycetes; Eurotiales; Aspergillaceae
Product: zinc finger CCCH domain-containing RNA-binding protein
Exons: 2
Coding region: 120-749 (209 amino acids)
Biological process (GO): mRNA splicing, via spliceosome
Cellular component (GO): U2AF complex; spliceosomal complex
Molecular function (GO): pre-mRNA 3'-splice site binding; metal ion binding
Source: RefSeq, a predicted model, not a curated record
GUUCAUCUUCCUCACUUACUCUUACACUCCCUUACUUGAUCUCUGAGCAUCUACUCGCGUUUCUCUUCAGCCAACCUACCUAAUCUCAGGAUCAUCGCCUCGGCGCAUCACAUAACACCAUGGCUAACUACCUCGCCUCCAUUUUCGGUACAGAACAAGACAAGGUCAACUGCUCCUUCUACUACAAGAUCGGUGCCUGUCGACACGGCGAUCGCUGCUCGCGCAAGCAUGUCAAGCCCUCGUACUCGCAGACCAUCCUGAUGCCGAACAUGUACCAAAAUCCCGCCUACGACCCGAAGAACAAGAUGAACCCGAGUCAGCUGCAGAACCACUUUGAUGCAUUCUAUGAGGAUGUGUGGUGUGAGAUGUGCAAGUACGGCGAGUUGGAGGAGCUGGUUGUUUGCGAUAACAACAAUGACCACUUGAUUGGCAACGUCUACGCCCGCUUCAAGUACGAGGAAGACGCACAGGCCGCCUGUGAUGCGUUAAACUCCCGAUGGUACGCAGCGCGACCGAUAUACUGCGAGUUAUCACCGGUGACGGACUUCCGGGAAGCGUGCUGUCGGUUAAAUAGCGGGGAAGGCUGCGUUCGUGGCGGCUUUUGCAAUUUCAUUCAUCGCAAGGAUCCCAGUAAUGAGCUAGAUCGGGAGUUGCGGUUGAGUACGAAGAAGUGGCUGAAGGAACGGGGACGCGAUGCUCGGAGUGUCAGUCGCAGUCCCAGCCCGGAGCCCACCCGGCGGAGAUACUAGGUUGUUGUUCUUGUUCGUUUGUGGGGGAAAAGGGUCCAUGAGCUUUGGGAUUCGUCGCUUCUUCUCUUUUUUUUUUCUUUCUUUCCAUUUCUCUUAAUCAUCAUCUGUAUAACGAUUUGUGGCGUUUAUCGGGGAAGUCUGAACCUCAUCAUGACAUUGUCACUUGUAUUUUCGAUUCCCAUUCUUUUUUUUUUUUU